AUGAGUCCUCUGUUUUCAUUUUCUUGUUACUUGUGUUUUCUUGCUGUUCUGGGCUUGUCCCUUUCAUGUAUAUCUAUUCAAAAAGCUGGUAGUAGUGAUGUAUUAUGCAUGAAGGGUGAGAGACAAGCACUUCUCAAGUUCAAACAUGGCUUAAUUGACAAGACAGGUCGUCUUGCUUCAUGGGUUGGUAAGAAUAGAAACUGUUGUAAAUGGACUGGCAUUGUUUGUGAUAACAUUACUGGUCAUGUUCAUGAGAUUCAUCUACAGGGUGAUUCUACUUUCGACAAUGAUUUUGAUCCAACACGGCAGUUGGGAGGGCAUUUAAGUUCAUCCCUCUUGCGUCUGAAGCAACUCAGACAUCUCGACUUAAGCUGCAACAAUUUUGGAGGGAUCCAAGUUCCAAAAUUCAUUGGCUCCUUUAGAAACUUGAGAUAUCUUAAUAUCUCAGUUUCGGAAUUCAGUGGAACCAUCCCUCAUCAAUUAGGGAAUCUUACUCGAUUACAAGUCCUUUGUCUUGGAAGUUAUAUAUCAGAUGGAGAAGACACAACCAUGAUGAAUAUGCAAUGGUUGUCAAGUCUUCGGUUGUUGCAGCACCUUGAUUUGAGUGGCGUCGACCUUACUGAAGCUACAAAUUGGUUUCAGGUGAUCAACACCCUUCCUUCUUUGACCGAGCUUCAUUUAUCCUCUUGUUAUCUUAUGGAUAUAUAUCCUCGUGUUCCUAGUCUUAAUAUCACAUCCCUUUCCAAGCUCGAUCUUUCUUAUAACAAUUUCGAUAGCUACGACGUGCCACAAUGGAUAUUAAGUAUAACUAAUUUGGUUUUCUUGGAUUUGUCUGCGUGUAAUUUUCAUAGCCUUAGUCAUGGCAAUAUCGAUAGCUUCCGUAACUUGACUUCUCUCAAGUUGCUUCACGUUUAUGGGAACGAUUUCAUGAAUUCUUCAUUAGUUUUAAAAGGUCUGUCUAGUACAGUAGCUGGUAAUCUCGUGUCAUUAAAGAUUGGAAAUUGUGGUGUUUCGAGUUCACUUCUCAAUUCCUUUCACAACUUAACCUCCCUUCUUAGCCUUGACCUGUCAGAAAAUAAACUUACACAGAAACUACCUAAAUCAUUUGUUAAUAUUUGUAAUUUGAGUGAUAUUAAUUUGUCAUUUAACGAUUUUAGUAAUAUUAGUUUAAAUAUUCUUCUUGGAGGGUUUCUCGAGUGCGAACCACAUAUUGGUCGAUACUCACCCUUAGAGAAGUUAUAUGUUACCAAUAGCAAUAUUUCUGGUACAAUUCCAGAUUUUAUUGGGCAGUUAACUUCUAUAAAGAGAUUAUCACUACAAGGGAAUAGAAUUUCUGGUUCUAUUCCACACUCGAUCGGACGAUUAUCAUCAUUGGAGGAGUUAGAUCUUUCAGAAAAUCGUCUAAAUGGCAGCCUUCCUGAUAGCCUUGGCAAUCUUUCCAAGUUAGAAGUUUUACGUUUUUCUAACAAUUUUCUAACCGGUGUCGUAACAGAAGCUCACUUUGCCAAACUAGCGAUUUUGAAAUCUCUAGUUGCAUUUGACAACAACUUAACGUUACGAUUACGAGUUGCUGACUGGAUUCCCCCAUUCCGGUUGUCAUACUUGGAUUUAAGUUCUUGGAACUUAGGGCCUCAAUUUCCAUUGUGGUUGAAAUCACAAACGCAUUUAACAAAUUUAUACAUAAGAAACACAAGCAUUUCUUCGGCCAUCCCUGUGUCAUUUUGGAAAUCGUUCUCCAAUCUAACAAAUGUAGAUAUGUCGUAUAAUCAUAUUCAAGGAACGUUGUCAGAUAUCCCUGCAACAGUCACCCAACUAGCCCUAAAUUUCAACGAGUUUAGGGGGGAAUUACCUAAAUUGUCUGAUGGGUCACUUCUACAGAUGUUGGAUCUGUCGAACAAUUUCUUUGAGGGAUCAUUACAUCGUUUCUUGUGUUCCAAUAGUGUGAAAAAGUACCCAGAUCCCAUAUCCAUAACUAUUCUUCAUUUGGGUAGCAAUCAUUUUUCGGGUGUCAUUCCCGAGUGCUGGGACAAAUGGCAAGAGUUGGUUUAUUUAAACUUGGAGAAUAACAGUUUCUCUGGUGAGAUUCCACGAACAUUGGGCUCUUUACAUCAGUUGCAACGACUGCACAUGCGUGGAAAUAAGCUCUCGGGAAGAUUACCUGCUUCUCUAAUGAAUUUGAAAAAUUUGAUGAUCCUUCAAAUUGGUGUGAAUGAACUUGUUGGACGCAUUCCAAAAUGGUUUGGUAAGCUCUCUUCUUUGAGACUUCUCAACCUUAGAUCCAACAAAUUUGUCGGAAAUAUUCCUGAUGAGCUUUGUUAUCCUACACAUAUCCAAAUAUUGGAUCUUGCUCAUAAUAAUCUAUCUGGAAAUAUUCCAAAAUGUUUCAAAAACUAUAGUGUCUUUUCUGGAACAGAAGCUUGUUACGGAAAUCUAUUUUUCUUCCAGUCUGAUUUUUUUAAAGCAGUUGACACUAGUGAUUCGUUGGUGACAAAAGGACGAGAAGACAGAUAUAACACCAUUAUUCUUGGACAGGUGAUAUUGAUGGACCUUUCAAGUAACGAUCUUGUUGGGCACAUUCCAAGUGAAUUAAUGGGUCUGUUGGGGUUGAGGUCUUUGAAUUUAUCCGGAAAUCAAUUGACCGGAAGGAUCCCCGAGAAUAUUGGAGUCAUGAAAUCACUUGAAAGUCUUGAUUUAUCACUAAACAAGCUUUCAGGGAAGCUUCCCAUGAGUUUGUCAAACUUAACGUAUUUGGAUUGCUUCAAUGUGUCAUGGAAUCAUUUGACAGGAAGCAUUCCAAAAGGUACCCAGCUUCAGAGCUUCCAAGAGUCCAGCUUCAUUGGCAACCAACUUUGUGGAGAUCCACUCCCAGAUUGUAUAUCAACUGAAAUAUCCAAUGCACAAAUUCAAAAAGACGAGAAUGCAUCACAUGGAGAAGAUUGUGGGUUGAUUAUUAGCAUUUUGCUUGGGUUGGCUGUUGGUUUUUGCCUCAUUGUGGCUCCUUUGAUGGUUAGCAGAGCAUGGAGGAUCGCGUACUUUUGUUUCCUGAGUGAGCAGGGGUAUAUGGUUUACGAUAUGAUGCGUAAGUAUGGAGUCUAA
Molecule: messenger RNA, 3096 nt
Organism: Erigeron canadensis
Lineage: Eukaryota; Viridiplantae; Streptophyta; Magnoliopsida; Asterales; Asteraceae
Product: receptor-like protein EIX2
Exons: 1
Coding region: 1-3096 (1031 amino acids)
Molecular function (GO): protein binding
Source: RefSeq, a predicted model, not a curated record